GAAACAUACACCGCCAACGGCAUCGCUCUGUUGUGAUCACACGGGGCAACGGCAAACCACGCUGCACACUUGUUCGCAGGCGGCAUUCGAAGCGGUCGGACGCUUUCGCUCGAUACGACAAAGUUAAAGUAAACCGAAAAUAGUGCGGCGACCCAACGGACGGGCCACAAUUACACAGCUACACGUUACAGAGCGCUUAACGUUUUGCGUGGUGUUGUUUGCAGUGGAGAAAGAGAGAAAACAAAACAAAACAAAAGACCAACGUGCUUUCCUGCAGAGAGGGCGCCUCGCCUAGAAGUGAAAGCUGGAAUCACGUCAACAUCAGACACACACACACACACUCUGCCCGUGCCAACCCUUCGCAGCGGGAAGAUCUACGUUCUGCGCCCAGGCCCAGCUAAGGGGUAAGAUGAAACAAACCUAGACGACCGGAUCGUCCCAAACGGUAACAGCACAUACGCGAGCGCACCAGCCCAGCACCAGCAACGCCGCGCAUCGUCGGCCGAACUACACGCGCCGCACCCUACCGGACCAGGAGCGGGAAUGAUGCGCCCAAUCAGCACCAGCCAAAGCGUCAUGACCGACGCGCAGGGACUGAUCGUACCAAAGAAGCUGGCCAACCCGGUGCUCGAGUCGAUCGAUCGGCAAAAUCUGCACCGCGAGAUGAUGUUCAACCAGAAGAUUGGCAAGAGCGUCCUGAACCAAAAGUCCGAGCUGCAGCGGGCGCUCGAGAAGCAGAAGGAGCGCCAGGUGCUGGCGGCCCAAAACCUGGCCAAGCAGACGGAGCAAACGAUCGCGACCGAGCUCGGGCGCGUCAUCAUGCAGCGCGCCCAGCGGCUGGAGCAGCAGAAGGGGGGCAGCGGGACGGGCGGGACCGAUCCGACCGGCGGCUCGAUCAACCCGGAGUAUCUGAAUGCCCGGGCCAAGCUGCGGGCCACGGUCGACACGAAGUGAGCGGUCCCCAGGCAGCCGGUGCCAACUCCAAAGCCAGCAAAAAGGGUUGAGCAGGAGCGGAUGGGCCGUGUCCUGUGGGGUACCGGCGUUUCGUUUUUAGGCUUGCUUUUUUUUAACGUUUAGAUCCUACUUUUAAUCCCUCAACGUUACUCUAACGCGACCUCUUCGUAAAUGAGCAUUAGCAUUAGUUGUGCGGCAAAGCAUUCGGCAGCGGUAGCAGCAGCAGCCAUAGAAAUUAGGUUCGUGUCGGGUGUUUGCGAUUGUCGGGUGCGCAUGCAGCAGGCGUUAUUUCAGGCAGAAUGGAACGCGCCCCGUCGGUUGAAGGCUUCUGGGCGCUUUUACCCACGCGCGUGUGUGUCUGUGCCAUUUGACUGAAACCCGUUAGAGUGUGAAUGCGUGUUUGCAAUGUGUGUCUGCGUGUAUGUGUGUGUGUGUGUGUGAGAGUGUCUUUUUUACCCGCCAGUGAUACGCGAAGAGCAUGUACGUUUGUAGGAAUGUUUGGCAGGAAGCAAACAAGCAAAAAACAUGGAUGCAGUAGCGAGCGAAACCCGUAGGCUUUAAAUAGGAUUAGUGAAGAAUGCUCUGCUGCCUGCUGCACAAUGCGUAUUAUGUGUUUUAAAUCAUCAUCGAACUGUAUCUCCCUCUGUGUAUUGUCUGUAUUAUACUGUCGCUUUUCGAUUUGGACGUAGGUGUUUUAUGUUAGGUGCGUAUCGUUUUAAAAAACUCCGAAGCUUGCCGGUGUCUGGGAAAAGCAAUGGGGCAAUCCCUGUUGUCACUUAAAAUAUGAGAGAGAAAAAGCAUAGCACACACAGACAUUCAUUUUAACCCCCGAGCAAGGAACUGUGCAUGUGUGAGGGUGCGUAUGUGUGUGCAUAGGAAGUACUGCUAGCGAUACUGUUUGUUUAAGAGAACACAAAUUUACCACAGACACAAAACCCCCCCAUUUAGCGAGAAAGCAAUUACAAAUACAAAAUAGUCACUGAUAGUUCUUCCAACAAAAACAAAAUACAGCAAAAACGGUAAACAUAAACAGCUGAUGAUAUUUGUAACCCACCAUCACCCAGCUGCACAUUCUAAUAGAGACUGCGGUUGUAGGCGCGAUUGAGAGUUUUAUUUAUACACAAUCGGAUUUAGAGUGGAUUGUUUCGAACGUAGAUAAUCAAAAGGCCGAUAGGGGUAGAACCUAAUCCCUCCUCUACCUCCCUCUCAACCUCCUUUUAGGAAACCUACUCACCACGCCAAAAACGAGUUGCAUCACGAUCAGUCUUGUGUGCAGUUUGAUACCAAAUUGUGGAUUGUGUGGAGUGGUGGAGAAAAAUGAAAAUUAAAAAAAAAGGAAAGGGUAGGAAAAUGAUAACAAGACUUUGCAAGCGAGUGGGUUAACAGCGCAACACUAAAUGAAAGGCUGAACGAGCUGAACGGGUGGAUAAUGGUGUAAACUCAAUUUAUUGCAUUGCAACCUAACGGAUAACCACUGAAGCAUUUCUACCGUAUAUACAGCAAAGUAGUGGAAGAUAGAUAUAUAUAUUAUAUUAUAUACAGAGCAUUUUUUCUUCCUCUCAAUAUAAACCCGUGUUACUCAAGUUACUUGUUGUUCGUGCGGUCUGCCAGGAGCGUAUACGGACGGAGCGCAAGGAUCAGAAGGAUAAGGGGGCUGACGGCUAAGGCUAUAUUAUUGCUCAAAUAAUGCAACAAACAGGUCGGGCUCGGUGUUAUUUGCCGCCCAUGCCCACUCUCUUUCGUAUAAAAGAAGUGUGUGUGGACUUCGUGUAGCAUUUAGCCCCGUUUCUUUGACAAAUCUCGACACCUUUUUGCUCACCAAAACAAACGCCUCCGUUGCGUUUGUGCGUAGGAGUAGAGUAGAGUAACGCCACGGGGUAAGCGAUAUGCGUAUGUCCGACCGAUACGCUGCAAUCCUGUGUGGUUUGCAUUUUUUUUUUUUUUGCAAAACAGUAACAGGGCAGGAACAGGACAGGAAAACCCAAGUGUGCGACGAUGGUCUAGUUUGUGAUAGCAGCACCUAAACCCUACCCGAAAGGAAACAAACAAACACACAAUUAGAAACGAUAUGAGUUCAGCCGACGAAUGUCGAUGCUAUUGGAAAAUGCGAAGUUAACACGUGCACCCAAUCUAAUGGGGUUUUUGUUUCCUCCACUCACGAUACUUUUUAUCCAUAUCUGCUCGCAAAAGAAAAGAAAAAAAAACAAAUAUUUGUAACAAGCGAGUAGAGGCAACACAGGGAAGAACAUUUAUCAAAGAAACAAUUUAUUAAUCGAUUGGGAAUGCAUCUACCUUUAUACAUACAAAAAAAGCAAACAAAACAAAUUGGGCCUUAGCGUAAACAUCUUGAAGACUAGGUGGGAGUGGUAGAACGGAUCCAGAAAAGGAACACACACACAUACACAAUCAACAAAAUAUAUGUAAAUCGUACAGAUCGAAACGAACCACCGUUGUUAGGCAAGGGACAGAGAGAGAGAGAGCGAAUGGAAGGGAGAUAGUGGGAGAUAGUUUAGCUAAUGGAGGAGAUAUUUUAGCGCGAUGCAUGGUCAUGUGCCGGUAAUGGAUUAGAAUGGUGGCCGAGUAAAAAAAAAGGAAGAAAACAAUACGGUGCACAAUCAAUGUGAUUAUUGGGUGAUUUGGAAAUUAAAACAGAAAAGUAGUGCGUUGUGUUUUUUUUACUUAAA
Anopheles gambiae (African malaria mosquito) is the source of this 3638-nucleotide messenger RNA. Its product is annotated as protein FAM107B. The record is from RefSeq and is a predicted model, not a curated record. The coding region runs from base 544 to 954 and encodes 136 amino acids. Lineage: Eukaryota; Metazoa; Arthropoda; Insecta; Diptera; Culicidae. The transcript has 4 exons.